UCCUGGGGAGCCAAGUAAACAAAAGGGGGACCCCAGCUUCUGACAUGGCUUCCCCUUGCUCUGGGGACCUCAGCCCCACUGGUCUGCCCCCACCCGCUAUUACCACUCCAGGUCCCGCUGCGCCCCCCGCACCGCGCUUCCCCGACAUCUACGGCGGCGACGCGCAGCUCUGGGAGGCGCAUUUCCGCGGCAUCGGGCGCGCCUACCGCGCGCUGGGCAAGGAGGACGACUUCGCCAUCCGCGUGCUCACGGAGGACUUCACCCUGCCCUUCCCGUUCGCCUGGCCGCCGGGGCCCGAUCCGGCCACCGGGCCGCUCUUCUACGACCCGCGGGACCGCGCGGGCUUCGACUUUCUGCUGCGCGGCCCCGGUGCGCCGCCCCCCGCGCUGCUGCGACCCCUGCACGCCACGGCGCAGGCGGCCGAGCGCAAGCGACGUCUGGAGCGCCUGGCGCUGAGCUACGCCGGUGCGGGCCGCCCCCCUGGCUUGGUGCUGCUGGCGCCUGCUGGCGCCUUCCCACCCGAGGCUGGCUGUCCUGCUUGGCGCGCCCUCGGCCGCGACAGCGAAUAAAGCCUCUGCCUCUGGUGUCGCCUUGCCCUGCACCUUGCACCAAGGAAGCCGGGGAAGGGGCGUGCGGGACAAGAUGCCUGCACGAACUCAACCAUCUAGUGAGUCUGCGAGCCAGAUGGAAAAGGUGACCCAGGCAGGCUGCGAAAGGGAGAAGAGCCGGGGAAGGUGGAAGAUCAGGCCCUCCACCCCUGUGUUGGCACUCCCAUGCAGCACCAGGAUGGGUAGUUAUGACCUCACCUGGCAGAUAGGAAGGCGAGGCCAGCCUGGCCUCCAAGGAGUAGCUG
Molecule: messenger RNA, 853 nt
Organism: Peromyscus eremicus (cactus mouse)
Lineage: Eukaryota; Metazoa; Chordata; Mammalia; Rodentia; Cricetidae
Gene: C20H8orf90
Product: chromosome 20 C8orf90 homolog
Exons: 2
Coding region: 45-569 (174 amino acids)
Source: RefSeq, a predicted model, not a curated record